Molecule: messenger RNA, 708 nt
Organism: Bursaphelenchus okinawaensis
Lineage: Eukaryota; Metazoa; Nematoda; Chromadorea; Rhabditida; Aphelenchoididae
Source: the annotation of a GenBank genome assembly
AUGACAACACGAUUGGCAGAACCAUUGGAAACACCCGAAAUUGUUGAGAAACGACAGAAAACUGAAGAAUCAGAGAAUUCAAAGUCUUAUGGAGCAGAUCAGCAAGGGACCUCAAAAGGAAAUUCUCCAGAUGAGAAAACAGUGGAAGCAGAUCCAGAUGAUGGAUUCGUUUCAAAGCUGGCCGAGUACGAGGAAAUGUUUAAAGACAGGUAAUUCUUACUGAAUGGGUACCAUAAACGUAUGGUUCUUGUAGAAGGGAGGUGAACUUACUGACCGAAAUUUUAUGCAAAAAUUUGAUAUUGUAACCUCUUUUUUGGAUUAUGAUUUAAAUUUUCAAAUUUUAGAUACACGGAAAACGACCCAGACUACUUAUACCGGGUAAAUCAGCAGUUGGAACCCAUAGUAAUGCCAAAUUGGAACCCACCAAGGCAAUUCUACCGCCGAAACGGAAACAACUGGAGAGGGAAUGGUAAAUUUUUAUUUUUUAAUUUAAUUUUUAGGGUUUAUAUCGCAUCUUUUGUUAUACAUUCGAAAACAAGAUAUAUUCUCUGUACAUAUGUUGCUUUUUGUUUUUUGAAGUAAUGCUUGUUUUUCUUAGGCAAUCCCCGAGGCGGUGGUAGAGACAAUUACCAACGGAAUUGGGACCAGAACCGAGGUAACCAUUCAGGGCGCGGGUAUGGUCGGGAUUUUCACGACAGGAGGCGGUAA